Messenger RNA from Candidozyma duobushaemuli, 807 nucleotides. RefSeq lists its product as uncharacterized. The record is from RefSeq and is a predicted model, not a curated record. The transcript has a single exon. Lineage: Eukaryota; Fungi; Ascomycota; Pichiomycetes; Serinales; Metschnikowiaceae. The coding region runs from base 1 to 807 and encodes 268 amino acids. Gene Ontology annotation, biological process: vacuolar transport.
AUGCCCCCUCGCUAUACACGUCGUUUAGCACUUCUAGCGGUGAUAGUUUUCAUCGCUGUCGGUCUUUUUAUUGUGGAACAACGCCCACAGCAUCUGCUUGAAACACAUAGAUUUCCUUCCUUACACGAUUUGGUCCAUGACACGAGCACACCCUCAAAUCAAGAAACACAUAAUGAGGAGCUCGAUCCUUGCACAGUACUUUCUCCACAAAAGAACUUCAUCGAUUUACGUGGGCUAUCAGUGAUCGAAAACCACCAUGGUCAGGAUGUAAGACAUCUUCUGUGGUCCUCUAGAGGAUAUGAUCUGGGUCACAAUUACACCAUUGGAGUUUGCCUGGGUGCCAUAAAGAGAAAUCUCUUGGGCUCUGCCGACAUCAUCGACGGCCUAAACGCCUCCGAGGUCGGUGCGUACUAUAUCGAGCAGUCGCUGGGUAGAUACAUUCUGAUGGGUCAGGUUUCCUCUAAACCAGUUUACAAGGGAAGAAAAUUAACAUUGACAUAUGAGAAUGGCACCCAAUGCAACGGUAUGACCUUCAAAGACGGAACCCCACUCCGCAGAAGAACUAUUCUUACUUUCACUUGCGACAGAGAAAUGCUUACUAAAGCCCAUGUCUCAUACGUGGCAUCUGUCGAUGAAUGUACUUACUUCUUUGAGGUACGUUCUCACUUGGCGUGUCCGACUGCAGCAAAAGCUGACAACCUCGCCGCCAUUUGGAUAUUUAUUCUCAUAUUGUUGGCCGCCUUGCUUGUGUACUUCUCUGGUGGAGUGCUCUACAAGGCCUUGAAACGCCGACCUCUGCAUCUAUAG